GCGUGAUUCCCCGACCCCCAUAUAACCAGGCCCGCGAACCACAGACCAGCAGACUACGAAUUGCAGCCGAAAGAGGAGUAACGAGAGAAUUCACAUUGUACCCAGACACGACUAGCCUACGGAUUACGAAUUUUACUUUGCCCGCCGGAUUAUUCCUACACGUACAGUUUAACAAGCAAUCAUGAUCAAAGCCGGACUUAACCAGAACGAGCUGGAGGCUCUGAGAAGACUGAGCGGAGAACCAAUGGUCCAGUCCCAGGACUUCCAGUCCUCUUCCCUCCUGUCUUCCUCCAGUCUGGGAGAGGUGCAUUCCUCUAUGCCCAUUCCAAACACCCCUGCUGAUGGCCUUCUUGUCAAGAUUGAGUGUGCUGGUGCCUGCUAUUUGGAAGGCAAGACCAGAAGCAAGCGUUUUACCCCACAGUUCCCUGGAAAUGAGAUCGCUGGAACCAUCCAUGACAUUGGCAAUGACCUGCCUAACUGCAACUACACAGUGGGAGACCGCGUACUGAUUGUGCCUGAUGAGGACACCACCAACACCGGAUAUGCCGAGUUCAUCCCCGUGGAAGACACAGCUCGCGUUGUCCAGAUCCCCAACAGCGUGCCCCUGGAAGUUGCAGCCAUGUUGCCUGGCAGUGCCCUCACCGCUUACGCGGCUGUCUGCAGUGCCAAGCCUCAUGUGGAGAAGCUCCGCAAAGUGAAAUCUUGCGUCAACGUUCUUGUUGUCGGAGGCGGCGGACUUGCACUGUGGACCCUCAAGCUUGCCCAGUACCUGAUUGGCCGUGACUGCAGCAACGUCCGUGUGUUUGUUGCGGACAACAGCAUUGACAGACUGCUCACUGCCCAGGACCAUGGUUGCACAGACAUCAUCCACUGGAACGAGGAGGAUCAUGAGCAGUACAUCAUUGAGCGCACCCUGGACUCCUGCCGCGGAGGUGUGGAUGUCAUCAUUGACUUUGUUGGCUCACACCGAAGCAUGCAGCGCUCCCUCAAAGUUCUCAACAGAGAGGGAUUAAUCUUGGUUGGCGGAAACUCCACAUCAGAAACCAGCAUCUCACUCAAUGCCCUCGCAGCCAAACAACAAAGUAUCGUGGGUAUCCCCAAGGGUAACCUGAACCAGCUCAUGGAUCUGCUCAACGCUGUUGCUGAUAAAACAGUGGAGAUUCCCCAGUACAAAGUGUUCCCAGUUGAAGAAGCUAACCAGGUUUUCGAGGACCUUUGCGAGUGCAGAUUGACCAGCAGGGCUGUCUUCAAGUUUGGGUCACAAACCAGCUCACAUGUGGUAGACAACCAGUGAACGGUCUUCCCUGAUCAUCUCAUAUCACUUUCCAAAGUCAGCUCAUUGCAAGAAACUAGAGGUCCCCAACUGAUUGUAUUCAAACCAGGGAGAUUGGGCAGGCCGAACUUGGCCCCUAGUGGGAUAGCAAGUUCACCUGCUGAAAGGGUCGCAUCUGGAUCAUCAAGCUUCUGUUCAGGGAGGCCCUGUGCGGUUGAAAUUUGGUGACUGGCGCGAGGAUGCGGCUUGUUCCAAUUCAUGAAGUAGCAGCAUUUUUAUACAUAACAGACUGCUUCAAAUGGCCAUUGAACUGCUUUUUGUACUGUAAUGUAUGUGAAAGUUUUCUUAUGACUCCGUUAAAAGAUCAAUCUGUUGAGAACAGUUUUCCAACCAUCUUGCUGUAUUGUUACUGUACUUGAUGCAAGAUAAAGCCGAGCAAAAAGUCCCACCCAAAAUACUCAAAAUGUUUUGUACUUGAUCUUAAAGGUGGCAUUCUAAAUGUGAGCUUUUAAAGGUGAAAAAUGUUUUAAUAGAUCUGGUGAAAGUGUUGGACAAUUCUCCUUUUACCUUUUUGUCUUGAAGAUUAAACUGUUGUAUUGUCAUCUGGGCUAUGGGAAUUUUGGAAAUAUAAGAAGAUACAGUUUUUAGGAUUAAAGCUGAUCCUAUUGGCAUCUUUGGUACUUACAAUGAUGAGCGUCAAUGUGUGUACUGCAGGAUUUUCCUGCUUUCAUUUUCCAUCAUUAUUAAGACUUGUUCAUUUAAGCUACGUGGCUUCAAAAUAGAUGGUGUAACACCAUGAAUUCAUAUAGUAAAAGAGGAAUUUGUGAGGGAGAAAGACCAUUCACAGAUAUAAAUUGCAAUCUCAUUUGUGUACGUUAUCCUUUCUUCUAGAGGGACUUCUUACAUUCAGUUGUAAAUAAAUAUUUUUAACCCUCUACUUGGGUAGAAAAACGUGGUUGACACCUCGUUCUCACAAUACGAAGUGCUUUCUGAUGCAUCUUCAGAUUCAAAUGCUGCCGUUUAAAUUUGAAAUGUGAUGUUCUUUUUUACAUAAAUUAAUUUGAAUGAUGCAUUCAGUUUGUCAUUUGCAUUUGGUAUGCUUGUUGAUGGUUGUGAAAUAGUGAUGAACUUAAAAGUCGUCAUUUAGAUUUAGGAUUUCAGCUGCAUCGGAAAAUCUAUUCUUUUCCCUUUUUGAGAACAUUGUUUUGGCUAUGAAGUAUAAUUGCCUCCAAGGAAACUGAAAGUUUAAAAAAAUUUAUUUUAAAAUUGGUUGAUCAGAAAUAGACUAUAAAGUGAAGGAUGGCAAGAGUGAUUGAAUGUUUCUAUAUUUUUAGGUGCUAAUCUUAAGGUAUGGCUGAAUGUGAAAUAUGAUGAAAUGCAUAGAUUAUGACUGUCAUUGUACAUGAUAUGAAUAGUGUUGAAAUGGUGUGGAAACACACAAAAUGUAACUUGAUAUGUAGGAACGGUAUUCACAAUGAAUCUGACAUGUUGAGUCAAAUAAAUGUUGAAGUAAUUUACAUUUUAAAA
This is a messenger RNA of Aplysia californica (California sea hare), 2800 nucleotides long. Its product is annotated as quinone oxidoreductase. The coding region runs from base 182 to 1294 and encodes 370 amino acids. Gene Ontology annotation, molecular function: oxidoreductase activity. The transcript is spliced from 6 exons. The record is from RefSeq and is a predicted model, not a curated record. Lineage: Eukaryota; Metazoa; Mollusca; Gastropoda; Aplysiida; Aplysiidae.